GGGAUUUCGGGCUGCGGAGCGGGAAGAGGAAGAAGCAGAAAGAGAAGAAGAGACUGAGCAGCAGGAUUUUCGUCUUCGCGUCAGACAGUAGAGAUGAAUGUGUGCGUGCUGGUCCCGGGUCUGGUCCUGGGUCUGUCCCUGGUUCUGACCGUCUGUGUGGCCCGGUCUCCGUACCAGGCGGUCCUGCAGCACAGCCGGAUCAGAGGCCGGCAGCAGGGACCGAACGUUUGUGCCAUGCAGCAGAUUAAAGGCACGGAUAAGAAAUACUUCACCAACUGUAAACAGUGGUACCAUCGCAAGAUCUGCGGCAAACCCACGGUGAUCACCUACGAGUGCUGUCCUGGAUAUGAGAGGAUUCCUGGAGAGAAGGGCUGUCCUGCUGCACUGCCUCUGGUGAACAUCUACAACACUCUGGGUGUAGUCGGAGCCUCCACCACUCAGAUGUACUCUGACCGAGCCAAACUGAGGGAGGAGAUUGAAGGUCCAGGAAGCUUCACCUUCUUCGCCCCGAGCAACGAGGCCUGGGCCGCCCUGCCCACCGAGAUCCUGGACGCUCUCGUGAGCAACGUGAACAUCGAGCUGCUGAACGCUCUUCAUUACCACAUGGUGAACCGCAGACUGACUUCUGAGGAGCUGAGACACGGGUCCUCCUUCGCCUCCAUGUACCAGGACUUCCACGUCCACAUCCACCACUAUAGCAACGGGGUUGUGACAGUGAACUGCGCUCGUCUGAUCAAACCUGACCAACAUGCCACCAACGGCAUUGUGCAUGUGGUUGACCGUGUCAUCACCGCCAUCUCCAAUAACGUUCAGACACUCAUCGACAUCGAUGACGACCUGGAGACUCUGCGUACGGCCAUUGCUGCUGCAGGUCUGACCGCCAUGUUAGAGAACGAGGGUCAAUACACCGUCUUCGCUCCCACCAAUGAGGCCUUCGAGAAGAUUCCGCAGGAGACCCUGAACAGGAUACUGGGAGACCCUGUGGCUCUGAGAGACUUGCUGAACUACCACAUUUUGAAGCAGAUGCAAUGCGCGGAAUCGAUCGUGUCAGGAACUCCGAUGGAGACUCUGCAGGGCACUGUGCUGGAAGUCGGCUGUGACGGAGACCAGAUGACUCUGAAUGGGAAGGCCAUCAUCACCAAGAAAGAUCAGCUGGGCACCAACGGAGUCAUCCACUACAUCAAUGAGCUGCUGAUCCCUGACUCAGCCAAAACUCUCCUGGAGCUUGCUGAAGGUUCAUCUGUUUCUACGGCAACCAAACUGUUUGAUGAAGCCGGUCUGAGACCCCACCUGACAGGGUCAGAGGCUCUGACCAUGCUGGUUCCGCUGAACGACGCCUUCAAAGGAAGUGUGACGAUGACUCCUGACAUGAGGAAGCUGAUGACCAACCACAUCCUGAAGGAGCAGCUGUCCUCUAAGUCUCUGUACCACGGUCAGGAGCUGGAGACUCUGGGAGGACUCAGACUCAGAGUCUUCGUCUACAGAAACAACCUGUGCAUUGAAAAUGCCUGCAUCGCUGCUCAUGAUAAGACCGGACGUUAUGCCUCCAUGUUCACUGUGGACAAAGUCCUCACUCCUCCUAUGGGAACCAUCAUGGAUGUCCUGAAGGCAGAUGACCGCUUCAGUCUCCUGGUCGGUGCCAUCCAGACCGCAGGUAUGACGGAGCUGUUGAACCAGCAGGGGGCGCUCACCUUCUUCGCCCCAACCAAUGAUGCCUUCAACACCCUGCCACAGGCUGAGCUCAACAGGCUGAUGCGUAACCCUCAGGAGCUGUCAGCUGUGCUCAGGUAUCACCUGGGAGAAGGCAUGUUAGUGAGCGGGGGAGUCGGAUCUCAUACCAGAGUCAAACCUCUGCUUGGAGGGAAGCUGGAGCUGGGCGUGAGGAACUACACCGUGUACGUCAACAAGGUCCCGGUGGCUGACGCAGACCUGAUGGCGACUAACGGAGUCGUCCAUGGCGUCAACAGCAUCAUCAAACCUCUGCCUCCAAAGGGGGACAGAGAACAGGCUGAUGGACCUGCAGCUCCUCUCAGAUCAGCAGCCUCCAAGGUCGACUCCAAGAGCUUCAGGAACGACGAUCUCUUCCAAAAGGUCAUCCGGAGCCGCUCCAGCAGGACAAUGAGCCACGGUCAGUAAAAGCACCGAGGAAGAAACGCACCACAACAUCUGAGAAACCAAAGAAGAGGAAAAACUGAACAGGUUCUUGCCCCAAAGGGUCAAAGGUCACAAAUCUUAAAGGAAAAGUUCCCUGAGAUCCUCCGGCACUUGCUGGUCCUCUGAGAGCAUGAGGCGUUCACAACCAUGUUCAAUAAUCUGUGGAAAAGAAAUAAAACAAACCAAGUCUCCAGUUUCAGUUUGUUGGACAGAAUUAUGGGAAAUGUAGGAAACAGCAGUAAAAUCAGAGUUAGAGGAUCAGACGGUGAGAGAGGGUCUGAGGGUUUUUCUUCUUCUUCAGUUUAUCAACAGAAAAGGUUUUUUAUUAACUUUUUUAUUUUUUAUCAAACCCAAUGUUUUGUUUUCUGUGUACUGUAAAAAAAAAAAGCAAUUAGUUUUGACCAGACAUCUGAGUCUGAGGUCUGAGUUCACGUGUUAAACUUUGUAAAGUGUGUGUGUGUGUGUGUGUGUGUGUGUGUGUGUGUGUGUGUGUGUGUGUGUGUGUGUGUGUGUUGUCCUGCAGCAUGUCGCAGGGUUCAAACAAAGACCUGAUAUUUCUUUAGAGUCUCUGUUUUUAUAAAAUAAAACUGAAGAAGGAGCGAAAAGUGAAA
Molecule: messenger RNA, 2765 nt
Organism: Seriola aureovittata
Lineage: Eukaryota; Metazoa; Chordata; Actinopteri; Carangiformes; Carangidae
Gene: tgfbi
Product: transforming growth factor, beta-induced
Exons: 17
Coding region: 94-2136 (680 amino acids)
Biological process (GO): extracellular matrix organization; cell adhesion
Cellular component (GO): extracellular matrix
Molecular function (GO): cell adhesion molecule binding
Source: RefSeq, a predicted model, not a curated record